This is a messenger RNA of Eurytemora carolleeae, 3590 nucleotides long. RefSeq names its product C4-dicarboxylic acid transporter DauA. The record is from RefSeq and is a predicted model, not a curated record. The transcript has 11 exons. Gene Ontology annotation, biological process: transmembrane transport. Lineage: Eukaryota; Metazoa; Arthropoda; Copepoda; Calanoida; Temoridae. The coding region runs from base 891 to 3260 and encodes 789 amino acids. Gene Ontology annotation, cellular component: membrane.
UUUACAUUAAGAUGAUCACUGCGUUUCAUCUGAAGUACCUGGCAGAACUCCAAGCACAGGAGGAAUUUCAUAUUACAGUAUUCAAGUAAACCAACGGGGACGAAAUGGGACAAAGUGACAUUUGAAUAGCUAACCUUUGUUUUGUGAGAUCCAAUUAAUAAAUCCCACUCAUCUCUCUUUAUCUAUGUCUGUUAAUAGGUCUAUAUCCAAACCAGGAUUAUGGUCUAGUUUGAUAUCAAUCCUUAUUGGGACCCUGGUAAUGUUUUCUCUCCCACUGAUCUAGACCAUCAACAAUCCCAUAAAUUCAUCAACUUAAAGGAUUCAAAUAGUGGGAGGACAGAAGAGUUUAGAAGGAAAGCAGAAAGGUUUAGAAUGGGUGCAGAAAGGUCUCACUAAGCUUUUGGUCUGGUCUACAGUGAUUUGCAGUAUUCUGACCCAAUAAAUAGUGGAUUUUAGUGGAAAAUGGUCUAGAGGGUAUGCAGAAAUGUUUAGAGGAUAUGCAGACAUGUCUAGAUUGUCUAGCAGAAAGACCUAAAACAUAAAUUCUAAUGUCUUUAUCGUCCUAGCAAAACCAUCCAACGACAGUUCGACAUAUCGAACACUCAGUAAGAAUAAGCUGACACAGCACCACCAAGCAACCACUCUAAAAGUAGCAUGAUCCGAACCGGUACACCGUGAACUGAAUGUCCAGUCUGGACUACCCAGUGUAGAGUCGACCCAGCACGUUUUAUGAAACAAAUGUAGCCUGGCAAGAUCGAUGAUAGUGACAAACUUCUCACCGUAUACAAAUUGCCUUGCAGUGUUUCUGCAGUGAAAACUGAAGUUGUUUAUAUCCAGUGAUCCUGACAUCCAUGCAGUAAUCUUCUAUGUUUAUAUCCGCGCGGUGAAGAAUGCGCAAACUGGAUAUAUCCCAGUAUAUACCUGUUAUAUCCCUUGUAUCUGGAUACACAAGGGUAAAGUUAAAAGAUGAUAUUGUAUCCUCGUUAUGUUCUGUGGUUCUAACUGCUCCUCUAUGCUUAGCUCUAUCCCUUACCCUGGGCUGCAGGCCUGAUAUCCUACUUCUCUCAACCGGUAUAUAUUCUCUGCUAUUAUGCCUGAUGUCCCCUUCUAUAAGUAUGACGGCCUGCCCAUCACUACCUCUCCUCCUCCUGUACACCUCCUCUCCCUCCUCCCUCCCAUCUGCCUCCCUAUCCCUCCUCAUCUCUUCAGGACUUCUUAUCCUCCUCGCAGUCUUAAAAAUAGGAGAUGUUUCUCGUUAUGUUUCCCCGACUGUUCUCACAGGACUAGGAUGCAGCAGUAUGUUUCUUAUAUCGAGCUAUUCAAGUAUUGGCAUGCUGGGCAUGCAACCAUCUCAACCUCCAGGUAAUGUACUGUCUGCUGUACAGUAUAUGUACACAAAUCAUCUUAAUAUACAAGCUUGUGAUGCAGCUUUAGGAUUCUCUGCGCUGGGUAUCCUCAUUGCUAUAAAGGCACUGCCUGGAGUAUAUAUAGGAGAGGGACCUGAUCUAACCACCAUCAAAUCUAGACUAGUUCGCAACAUUAAACUCAUUCUCUCAAUCUCAAGAUUCUUCAUCCUUCUCCUCAUCUCCAUCCUUCUCUCCUCCGCUCUUUCAAACACCUUCACCACCUUCCCCUCCUUCCCCCCUCCUCCCCCCUUCCAGUGCCCCUGGAGUGUGGAGGGGGUGGGAGGGGUUCUCCUGAAAUCUGUGCUCCUGGCUGUUCUAGCUGUGUCGAUAGACCAGGAGAACUUUUCUGACCUAGAACCUGGAGACUCUAACUUAUCCUCCAGGAUUCAAGCUAUCUCCAACCUUGUCUCCAGUUGUCUAGGUUCACCUCCAGUUUCCAGUAUACCAGCUCCAGUCCAUGCUUCUACUCCUUUAGUUCACCUUUUUUCAGGAAUAAUUCUGAUAACAGCUGGGCAAACUGUUCCCUUGUUAAUACAGUUUAUUCCAACAUCAGUUCUAUUCUCUUCUCUCAUCUCCUUCUCUAUCCUUCUACCAAACAUUAAUACACUGGUUACACUGGGUAGAUUUGAUAGACCGUUGUUCCUUGUCUGCUCCGGAACUGUGGUUGUAAGUCUCCUGGUUCACACCCUAGCAGGGGUUCUAGUAGGAGUAGGGUUGGAUCUAGUUCUCCUGGUUCACAGGUUUACUAGGACCAGGAUACAGGAUCAACAGCUCAGUAUGGGGGAACAGACUCUGAGGGUGCUAACCCCAGCAGGAGAUCUCUAUUCUCAUCACGUCCCGGAGCUAAGACGUGUCAUCCUUCAACCUUAUUCUCAUCCAGCUCAUCCAGCUCAUCCAGCCCAUUCAUCUGAUGAAGAUAACUACCAGAAAUCCAGAAAAUGGCGUACACAGGAUCAUCAAAUUCUUGAUGUUGAGGAGAUGCAUAUGAGUCUUGAACCUGAGAUAUCCAGGACCUGUUUAAACCUUGAGAAGGUUUACUACAUGGAUCCCCAGGUGGCCAGGUUUAUCAGGAUCUGCCAGAAUUAUUAUAGGCGUGAAGGAUCGAGUUUAGUGAUUGCAGGAGCAAGCAAAGCUAUUGAGCAACUUCUCAACGAUAUAUUACCAACUCAAAUCUGCACUUUCAUUGAUAACAUUCAACCAAUAAACACCUCUGAUACAGCUUCUGAUAUAGUUGCUAAUACAGCUUCUGAUAUAGUUGCUGAUACAGCUUCUCAUACAGUUCCUGCAGAUAAAGCUUCUGAUAUAGCUUCUGAUAAAGUUUCUGAUACAGAUUCUGAUAUAGUUGCUGAUACAUCUUCUCAUACAGUUCCUGCAGAUAGAACUUCUGAAACAGUUGCUGAUACAGCUUCUGUUAUAGCUUCUGAUACGGCUUCUAAUAUAGCGUCUGCAGAUAAAGCUACUGAAACAAUUUCUGAUUCAGUUGCUGAUACAGCUUAUGAUGCAGCUUCUGAAAAUGUUUCUGCAGAUAAAGCUUCUGAUACAGUUGCUGAUACAGCUUACGAGGCAGGUUAUGGAAAAUAUAAUUUAAAAAUUAGUUCUUCAGUGAUGCAAGGUGAUCGAGGGAAUUUAAGCUCUGAAAAUUCGCCAUUUUCUGAUUUGGAAUUGGAGAACUAUUUAUCUAAAUCUUUAAGAGUUAUCUCAAAACCUGCAAAUUCCAAAUCCUUGGAAAAUGAAGUUAUUGCAUUAGAAGUGAGUCCAAAGGAUAACAGUUCACAAUCGGUGGAAUACAUUUGCGAAUCAACUGAUUUGGAAUCAGCUGAAUUGAAAUUACAAAAGUUUUCAGAAUUGAAAUAAAAAAGUGCGAUUAUAGUGACACAUUAUUCGGAAUCUGCAACAUAUUGUUCGGAAUUGAUAACAAAUUGUUCGGAAUGAAUAACAAAUUGUUCAGAAAAAUAAAAAAUUGUUCGGAAUCAGUGAAAAACUAUGUCGAUUACGAAAGUAUGGAAUAUAUUUCAUACUCCUUAGUAUCAAUAAAUAACCAGCUAUAGCAACAAAUUUUCCUGAUCGACCAUCAUAAAUGUUGAUUUGUUGAUUAGAUUUCGAUUGAAACAAUUUUUUCUUUUUUUUUGUCCUAUAAAAUGUAAUUGGUGAAUAUAAUGGUGCUAAUAAAUCUAGUCAACUGAA